Molecule: messenger RNA, 2031 nt
Organism: Formica exsecta
Lineage: Eukaryota; Metazoa; Arthropoda; Insecta; Hymenoptera; Formicidae
Exons: 4
Coding region: 138-452 (104 amino acids)
Source: RefSeq, a predicted model, not a curated record
AAACGCGAAACGCGAGGAGAGUCCAAAUCGAUCCCGCGAUGCGAUAGAAUAAUAGCCGACAACUUUCUCGACGCCCGGCCGACGAUUAACGCACCGAUUACUUCGAAGAGGAAAGAAGACAAAAAGCAACAAGAGAUAUGGAAUCCGCGAUCGGGCAUCUCGAGCAAAGCGUACAAAAAGCUGACGGAAAAUUGGACAUGAUUGCAUGGCAGAUAGAUGCUUUCGAAAAAGCUUUCGAGGAUCCGGAAGACGAGAUAUCUGUGCUUCGCCUAUUACACUCUGUUCAUCAGGUUACGAAAGAUUAUCAAAAUCUCCGUCAAGAAAUUUUGGAAGUUCAACAGUUACAGAAACAGCUUUCUGAUUCACUUAGAGCUCAGCUUACACAGGUGCACGGACAUUUUAAUUUAUUGCGCAAUAAGAUUGUAGGACAUAAAUCACCGCAGCUGAAAUAAAAAUCAAGUUUAUUAUAUGUUUGGAAAAAGUCUCUGAUAUAUUUUUUAGGAUAUUAUUUGAAAAAAUUUGCACAUGCUUUUCGUGAGAUGCAAAGUAAAGUUCAAAAGCACAUUGCAUUGAGGAAUCAUGUGUAUCUACACUUUCUAUUAUAAAAAUAUUCAUAUCAUAUAAAAAUAUAACAAACUACAAAAGAUGAUAUCCAUAAUUUAAAGAAACAAAAAUAUGUUGCACAUAUUUAAGAAAUAUUUCGACAUUUUCUUAAAAACUUUAAUGAUAUAAUUAAAACAUCUAACAAUAUUAUAAUCAAUAUUUGUUAUAUUAUUUUCUUAUAUGCAUUAUUUAAAAAAUUUUAGAAAUUUUUAACAUUGAACUUUCUUUAUAAAUGGAGCGAGGGAUCAAUAGUAUUAUUGAUACAUAACUUAUUUGACUUUUUUCUCUUAUACCUUAAAUGUAGUAAUGGGGGCCAAUCUAUGUGGUGGUAUGUUAAGAACAGUAUAUCGAAACACAUGUCAGAUUAUUUCUUAUUAAACUCAUGUUGUUUACAUUAUAGCCCCUAUUAUUUGUUAAUCAACAUUUUAUAAGCAUAUUAACAGACAAUGCAAUAUUUUGUUCAAUCUGCAUACAGAAACUAAAAUCUCUCAGUAGUGCAUUAAUUGAAUGGCUAAAAAGUGAUGUUUGUGUAUUUUUAUUAUUAUUAUUAUUAUUAGAAUUUUUAUUUUGUACAUAUUUUUUAUACCAUUUUGACGACAAUGGUGUUAUUAAGAACUUAAGUUUCUCGUGUAUAUCAGUCAUGAAAUUUUGAAACAUUGGAAUUAUAAGCUUAGCAUGGUAUCUUUGUGCAUUUCACAUCUAGCUUUAGAUGAGUUACAUAUUUAUGCUUUCGUAAUACGAAUUUUGAAUUUCAGAUAGCAAUUUCGGAAAUGCUAAAUAAUGUAAACGACUUUAAAUAUUUUUAUCUUAUUUAGUAGCGCUACUAACAACGUCUGUAUUGCAUACAUACUGAGUUUACGCAUAGUGCAACACGGAGACAGAUCAAAAAAUGAAUGUAAUAUGAAGGAAGAUGGAGAACGCGAGAUAAAUGUAUAAAGAUAAUGUAUUGGAAACUCGAGAAAUGGAAAACAUUAUUGCCUUAAGAAGUAGAUGCGCAUUUACGUAUACUAUUCUUCAAUUAGAGAUACAUAACACUUACACGCACUAUAUGUAAGCUACAAUAAUUUAUUUAAUGUAUUUUUAAGAAACCUGUUCAAUGUUGAGCUAAUAGAAUUUAUGAUUUUUUUAAAUUGUUGUUUUUUUUAAAUUGUUUUCAGAUAUAAAGCAUCUUAUAUUGAACAUGUUGUAAUACAUGUGAUCAAUUCUUUAGCAUUAUUUAUUAUCUGUAUAGAUUUACUAUGCGAAUUUAUCCGAAUUAAUGUUUAUUAUCUAAUCAUUUGAUAAACAAAAUAAAUAUUGUAUAUAGCAAACUUGAAUUUUUAUAGAUAGAGUAACUGAGUUUCAUGAUGAUAAAUGUAUUGUUUGCUGUUACACAUGUAAUGAAAUACGCGCUAUUCCGUUCCAAAAAAAAAAAAAAUAAAAUAAAAA